Molecule: messenger RNA, 633 nt
Organism: Geodia barretti
Lineage: Eukaryota; Metazoa; Porifera; Demospongiae; Tetractinellida; Geodiidae
Source: the annotation of a GenBank genome assembly
AUGGCACAGUUUCGUCCGGGUCGGGAAGUAAUGGUGGUGGGCGUUGGGUUGCAUCCUUUCGGGCGCUUCCCGGAAAAGAGCCUGUCGGAUCUGGCGCGGGACGCCGUGGUAGAGGCUCUGAAAGACUCCGGCGUGCCUUGGCAGGCCAUCCCGGUGGCGUACUUCGGCCACGUUUACUAUCAGGGGAUGUCAGUCGGCGAAACGACACUGGCGCAACUGGGUCUGACCGGAGUUCCCAUAAUCAACGUGGAGAAUGCCUGUUCCAGCGGAUCAACCGCAUUCUGGCAGGCGUACUGGGGUAUCACAUCGGGAGUGUUCGACAUGGCCCUCGCGUUCGGGGCCGAGAAGGUGCCGGGUGGCCCGGUGUCGGUAACCGCUGACGACAGCCCGGCACGUUUCAUCGGCGGCGACCACAUGAUGGCUGGAUACGCGCUGCGCAUGACGCGGUACAUGGAAGAUACCGGCGCUCCGGCGUCUGCAUUGGCCCAGGUGACGGUAAAGGCUCGCCAAAACGCCGCGUUGAACCCCUAUGCCCACCGCAAAGAAACCUAUUCGGUGGAGGAAGUGCUCAACUCCCGCAUGAUCGCAGAUCCAUUGACACUGUACAAAAUCGCUGCCGCAGCGAAGGCGUGA